Camelus dromedarius (Arabian camel) is the source of this 3446-nucleotide messenger RNA. RefSeq names its product TNF superfamily member 10 (gene TNFSF10). Gene Ontology annotation, cellular component: membrane. The coding region runs from base 78 to 947 and encodes 289 amino acids. The record is from RefSeq and is a predicted model, not a curated record. Gene Ontology annotation, molecular function: tumor necrosis factor receptor binding. Gene Ontology annotation, biological process: immune response. The transcript is spliced from 5 exons. NCBI's taxonomy places the organism in Eukaryota, Metazoa, Chordata, Mammalia, Artiodactyla, Camelidae.
CCACCCACUUCUUCCGUCACCUCCAGACAUAACCUGCUGCCUGGCUGACUCUGCAGCAGUCAGGCCCUGACGGGACCAUGGCCUCGGUGCAGGCUCCGGGGGGCGCCAGUCCCGGGCAGACCUGCGUGCUGAUGCUGAUCUUCACCGUGCUCCUGCAGUCCCUCUGUGUGGCCAUAACCUACGUGUACUUCACCAACGAGCUGAAGCAGAUACAGGACAAGUACUCCAAAAGUGGCAUAGGUUGCUUCUUAAAAGAAGAUGACAGUUCUUGGGACCCCAGUGAUGAAGAGAGUAUGAUCAACCCCUGCUGGCAAGUCAAAUGGCAGCUCCGUCAGUUUAUUAGAAAGAUGAUUUUGAGAACCUAUGAGGAAACCAUUCCUACAAUUCCAGAAAAGCAACAGAACAUUCCUCACUUAGAAAGAGAAAAAGGUCCUCAGAGGGUAGCUGCUCACAUAACCGGGACAAAUCGGAGAAGAAGCACAUUCUCAGCAAUAAGCUCCAAGAAUGAAAAAGCUUUGGGCCAAAAAAUAAACUCAUGGGAGUCAUCAAGAAAAGGACAUUCAUUCUUGAAUAAUCUGCACCUGAGGAAUGGAGAGCUGGUUAUCCAUCAAACAGGGUUUUAUUACAUCUAUUCCCAAACAUACUUUCGAUUUCAAGAACCUGAAGAAAUUUUGGGAACCGCUGCAACAGAAGAGAACAGAAAGAAAAACAAACAAAUGGUACAAUAUAUUUACAAAUGCACAAGCUAUCCUGACCCUAUACUGCUGAUGAAGAGUGCUAGAAAUAGCUGUUGGUCUAAAGAUUCGGAAUAUGGGCUCUAUUCUAUCUAUCAAGGUGGAAUAUUUGAGCUCAAGGAAAAUGACCGAAUUUUUGUGUCUGUAACUAAUGAGCAAUUGAUUGACAUGGACCAAGAAGCCAGUUUUUUUGGGGCCUUUUUAAUUGGCUAAAUGAUCCACAAAGAAAACAAAGUGCCAACAAAUCAUAAUAGAAUUUAUAUGGACCCAUCAAAGAACCUGAAUUACCAAAGAAUUACUGAAGAGAAAGAAAGAGGCUGGAGGAAUAACUCUCCCAGACUUCAGACAAUACUAUAGAGCUACAGUCAUCAAGACAGCAUGGUAUUGGUACAAAAACAGACGUGUAGACCAAUGGAACAGAAUAGAGAGCCCAGAAAUGAACCCACAAACUUUUGGUCAACUAAUCUUCGACAAAGGAGACAAGAAUAUACAAUAGAAUAAAGACAGUCUCUUCAGCAAAUGGUGUUGGGAAAACUGGACAGCAGCAUGUAAAUUAAUGAAACUAGAACACUCCCUUACACCAUACACAAAAAUAAACUCAAAAUGGAUUAAAGACUUAAACACAAGACAAGAUACAAUAAACCUCCUUGAAGAAAAUAUAGGCAAAACAUUAUCUGACAUACAUCUCAAAAAUAUUCUCCUAGGGCAGUCUACCCAAGCAAUAGAAAUAAAAGGAAGAAUAAACAAAUGGGACCUAAUUAAACUUACAAGCUUCUGCACAGCAAAGGAAACCAGAAGUAAAACAAAAAGACAACCUAAGGAAUGGGAGAAAAUCUUUGCAAAUGAAACUGACAAAGGCUUGAUCUUCAGAAUAUAUAAGCAUCUCAUAUGACUUAAUAAGAAACAACCAAACAACCCAAUCCAAAAAUGGGCAAAAGACCUAAACAAGCAAUUCUCCAAGGAAGACAUACAAAUGAUCAAUAGGCACAUGAAAAAAUGCUCAAUAUCACUAAUUAUCAGAUAAAUGUAAAUCAAAACUACAAUGAGGUAUCACCUCACACCAGUCAGAAUGGCCAUAAUUCAAAAAUCCUCAAAUGACAAAUGCUGGAGAGCCUGUGGAGAAAGGGGAACUCUCCUACACUGCUGGUGGGAAUGCAGUUUGGUGCAGCCACUGUGGAAAACAGUAUGGAGAUUCCUCAAAAGACUAGGAAUAGACUUACCGUAUGACCCAGGAAUCCCACUCCUGGGCUUAUAUCCAGAAGGAACCCUACUUCAGGAUGACACCUGCACCCCAAUGUUCAUAGCAGCACUAUUUGCAAUAGCCAAGACAUGGAGACAGCCUAAAUGUCCAUCAACGGAUGACUGGAUAAAGAAGUGGUGGUAUAUUUAUACAAUGGAAUACUAUUCAGCCAUAAAAACUGACAACAUAACGCCAUUUGCAGCAAUAUGGAUGCUCCUGGAGUAUGUCAUUCUAAGUGAAGUAAGCCAGAAAUAGAAAGAAAAAUGCCAUAUAAGAUCACUCAUAUGUGGAAUCUAAAAAAAAAAAACAUAAAUACAAAACAGAAACAGACUCAUAGACAUAGAAUACAAACUUGUGGUUGCCCAGGGGGUGGAGGGUGGGAAGGGAUAGAUGGGAUUUCAAAAUUGUAGAAUAGAUAAACAAGAUUAUACUGCAUAGCACAGGGAAAUAUACACAAGAUCUUAUGGUAGCUCACAGAAAAAAAAAGGUGACAAUGAAUAUGUAUAUGCUCAUGUAUAACUGAAAAAUUGUGCUCUACAGUGAAAUUUGACGUUGUAAAUGUAAAUAUUGUAAAUGUUGUAACAUUGUAAAAUGAUUUAUAAAUCCAUAAAAAAUGUUAAAAAAAAAAAAAAAAGAAAGAAAGAAAGAGAGAAAGAAAGAAAGAAAGAAAACAAAGUGCCUCUGGAAGCCUGACCCUUGGCAUUUCAGAGGAAUAUACGGCAGAAAUACUCCCGCAGGGCUGGCAAAAUAAGCCUGAGUACAGGUGCGCCAGCAAAAAGACUCUACAACACAAGCUGUUUUCAUCUCUCUGAAAAGUGACCAAUGUAUUUCAAGAAAGUAAAAUUGCCAAAAGAUCUUUGAUUCUAGCAGUUUUCUAGCAGAAUUUAGAAGAUUCUCGGUUUCUAGACAUUUGUGUGGUGACGAACAUUUUCUGCCUUUAUCACCUUUUCUUGUGAAGCCUGCAGAAGGAAAAAGAGCAUUGAUCCCUCUGUCGUGUAGUGUGUCACACUGCAGGUUGCUGUGAGGGACCUCAUUGCCAAAACUGAAAGGGAAAAGGACAGUACUGAGAAGUCAUUGUCAACGUAUGCAGGGUACAAAUGCAGUGUGCACAGUGCAGGGCCUUGGAGGACACGUCCUGUACACUCACAUUUGCUGGGAAUAAGAAAAUUCCAUUCGAAAUGUAUCAUUUCACUAAGCAAAUUCUAUUUAGUGAACAAGGAACCAUUUCUGAAUGACUUGUGCUUUUCACCACCAAAAACUAGGCUGGCCCAAAGCACUGAAGAUACUCUGAAUGAAAGAUUCAAAGGACUGACAAAUAACUCUUUAUACAGGAUACUUAAGAUUUCAUUAUAUAUUUGUAGUAAAUUUUAAAAUAAAAAUUUAUAUAACUUUUUUAAAUUAAGCCCUCUUAAAACAUGUAGUUUUUGUCUCAAUUAAUUGUAUUUGGAAUAAAAUUUGAGGCUUUUCCCAGA